AUGACGAAGUCACCUCCUACUAUUCACCCCAUGACGAAGUCACCUCCUACUAUUUACCCGAUGACGACGUCACCUCCUACUAUUCACCCGAUGACGACUUCACCUCCGAUGAUUCCACAGAUGGCGAUGUCACCUCCUACUAUUCACCCGAUGACGACGUCACCUCCGAUGAUUCAACAGAUGGCGAUGUCACCUUCUACUAUUCACCCCAUGACGACGUCACUUCCUACUAUAUACCCGAUGACGACGUCACCUCCGAUGAUUGCACAGAUGGCGAUGUCACCUCCUACUAUUCACCCGAUGACGACGUCACCUCCGAUGAUUCCACAGAUGGCGAUGUCACCUCCUACUAUUCACCCGAUGACGACGUCACCUCCGAUGAUUCCACAGAUGGCGACGUCGCAUUCUAUGAUCCACCAUGGAGACAGCAAGUUCAUUUCUUUCGUCCCUGUCUAUGUAGAUGGAUUACCAAUAGCAGUGGUUCAAAGACACCAAAUUUACUCAUUUGAUGAAAAGAAUCUCGGACACACCAAAAACAGAGAAAAAUCAAAGGCUGACAAAGACAACAGAAGGAGGAACAGUGGGACACCAAAACAGAGGAAAAAUUACAGAAAGAGUAAUAGAGGGUUACCAAAUCAAAGGAAAUACAAAAGAAGGAGGAAAAAGGUGACACCAAAGCAAAGGAAAGACAACAGCAGGAACAAGGGGACACCAAACUCAAGGAAAGAUAACGGCACGAACAAGGUGAUACCGAACCCAAAGAACGACAACAGCAGGAACAGGGGGACACUAAAUCCAAGGAAAGACAACGGCAGGAACAGGGGGAACACAAAACCCAAGGAAAGACAACUGCAGGAACAGGGGGAACACAAAACCCAAGGAAAGACAACUGCAGGAACAGGGGGAACACAAAACCCAAGGAAAGAUAACGGCAGGAACAGGGGGACACCAAACUCAAGGAAAGAUAACGGCAGGAACAAGGUGAUACCGAACCCAAAGAACGACAAUAGCAGGAACAGGGGAACACUAAAUCCAAGGAAAGACAACAGCAGGAACAAGGGGGACACUAAAUCCAAGGAAAGACAACAGCAGGAACAGGGGGGACACUAA
This is a messenger RNA of Ylistrum balloti, 1110 nucleotides long. RefSeq lists its product as uncharacterized. The coding region runs from base 1 to 1110 and encodes 369 amino acids. The transcript is spliced from 2 exons. Lineage: Eukaryota; Metazoa; Mollusca; Bivalvia; Pectinida; Pectinidae. The record is from RefSeq and is a predicted model, not a curated record.